GGACCAACUUCAGAAGAAAGAUAUGCAACUAAAAUCGUCCAUCAAGCAGAUCUUGAAAUGUGAUUUUGAACAGGAAAACAUAACCUCCCCGGUGGCGUUACCGCUCGCUGAUUGCAUUGUCAGCGCAUGGAUACUGGAAGUUAUCAGUAAAAAUGAAGAUGAAUAUAUGAGAAAUCUGGAAAAGAUGAUAAAGCUGCUGGGACCCGGAGGCAAGCUGAUACUUUUGGGGUCAUUAGAUGCGACCUACUAUGUUGUUGGGGGGGAACGGUUCCAUUGUUUGAAAUACGAUGAGGACUUUGUGAAGAAUGCCCUCGGUAAGCUGGGGUUAGUCAUUGAUUACUGCGCACUGCAGAGUAGAAGCAAUGUGAGCGAUCUCACCGAUUAUCUCGCUUUUAUCUUCCUCGUAGCUUGCAAGGGGGAGUAG
Nanorana parkeri is the source of this 424-nucleotide messenger RNA. RefSeq names its product nicotinamide N-methyltransferase-like. The record is from RefSeq and is a predicted model, not a curated record. The annotation marks the transcript as partial. Gene Ontology annotation, cellular component: cytosol. The transcript has a single exon. NCBI's taxonomy places the organism in Eukaryota, Metazoa, Chordata, Amphibia, Anura, Dicroglossidae. Gene Ontology annotation, molecular function: N-methyltransferase activity.